GCUGGAUGGAAUUCGCUACCGAGAAAGAAUUAAUUCGGCAUCACAAAGUCAAUCACGAGAAAAGGGAAACCGCAAGGAAGUACACAUGCGCCGAUUGCGGACAGGAAUUUACCAGAGAUGAUAAUCUAGUGCGUCACAGGAACAAGACUUGCAAGGCUCGUGAGGAAAUGGAACGAUGAGUGGGGUGGAAACGAAUUCUUCUAAGACAUAAAGCAUUUCAGAUAUCCAUGUAACUUCCAGCCAAGACAUCAAAGUGGUUGAUCGGGGAGACGAAAUGAGUACACGCACUUGUCGGAAGCGGGCAAAAGUG
Colletotrichum phormii is the source of this 310-nucleotide messenger RNA. RefSeq lists its product as uncharacterized. The transcript has a single exon. Bases 6 to 179 code for a protein of 57 amino acids. The record is from RefSeq and is a predicted model, not a curated record. Lineage: Eukaryota; Fungi; Ascomycota; Sordariomycetes; Glomerellales; Glomerellaceae.